Molecule: messenger RNA, 156 nt
Organism: Rosa rugosa (rugosa rose)
Lineage: Eukaryota; Viridiplantae; Streptophyta; Magnoliopsida; Rosales; Rosaceae
Product: ATP synthase small subunit 6, mitochondrial-like
Exons: 1
Coding region: 1-156 (51 amino acids)
Source: RefSeq, a predicted model, not a curated record
AUGAGAAAGUUUGAUCCUUGGCCUGUGUUCUUUAAGCGCGAGUGGAAUCAGAACUGGCCUUUCCUCGUCGACUUUGCCAUCACCGGGACUCUAAUCACCAAGUUCUCUCUCAGUCUCACUGGCACUCCGCUCCAUCUUUCUUUCUCAUCCCAAUAA